GGUCAAAAUAACAUGCUAUUAUUUUUCAUUGCUUCUCUGUUUUGUCUAUGCAAAAUUCUGUUUUCUAUGUCACACAUAAUUUUUGAUUUCCUAGUUCUUGAAGAAUCUUUAGGGUUUUUCUAUUGUUUUUUAUGCGAUCAUAAUCAAGAGCUUAUAAUAAGAACAGUUUAAAUAUAUAAAGGAUUACCUAUCAGUAAAGAAUUUCGUUGAAUUUCUUGAUUUCCGUCUCCCCGUACUAUUAAUCGGCGGUUAUUUGAGUGUUUGGCACGUUUUUUUUUUAAUGGAAAAUAAUUUUCUAACGUAUGUGUUGGUGUGAUGACUAUUUUCCCUAAAAGUUAGUAUUAGAUAUUAACUAUCCAUAAUAUUAAAAAUUUUGGUAUUGUUCUGAUGAAACUUUUAGGUAUAAAUGUUGAUAGUAAGUGCAAGAAAAAUGACUUGAGAGUUGAGUCAUAAAUGAUCGGAAGUUAUUUCUCCCUUUUGAUGGAACCUGUUGGAAAAUAUCUUCGGAAGUUAUUUCUUUGUAUAUCUGAUGUUAGAUGUGACUACUAUUGCUGACGAGCAUAAUCUUUAAGAAUUGAUUUAGAUUGAUAAGUUUAUGGUUUUUGCUACUCGGAUUCUAUUUUGAUUUUGGUGUUCGUAACUUAUUCUUUAUGUAGAAAAAUGAUUUAGAUUGAUAAAUUUAUGGUUUUUGCUACUUGGAUUCUUAUAUUCUAUAAAACUUCAUUUUGAUUUUGGUGUUUGUAACAUUAUUCUUUAUUUAGAAGCUUUUCUUUUACAAAUCAAGAACUGUUAUAGUUUUAAGAUUAUCUUCUUGUAUUUUGUUGCGAUGUUACUUUACUUUUCUUCUUUGUUUUAUCCUUCCUUAGUUUGGCCAUUCCUUAAGUCUUUCACGGAUGAGUUACAGUCAACUUUGGCAAUAUGGGUCGUCUAAGUCGGACUAUCUACGUUGGAAAUCUUCCUGGUGAUAUUCGGGAGAGAGAAGUAGAAGAUUUGUUUUACAAGUAUGGUCCCAUUGUGGAAAUUGAUUUGAAAGUUCCACCUAGACCACCUGGUUAUGCGUUCGUAGAGUUUGAAGAUCCUCGUGAUGCUGAUGAUGCCAUUCGUGGGCGUGAUGGCUAUGACUUUGACGGGCAUCGCUUGCGAGUUGAACUUGCACAUGGUGGGCGAGGAUCAUCAUCAUAUGAUCGCCACAGUAGUUACAGUAGUGCGAGUCGCAGUGGACUUUCUAGGCGCUCUGACUAUCGCGUACUGGUCUCUGGACUACCGUCUUCUGCCUCAUGGCAAGACUUGAAGGAUCAUAUGCGACGAGCUGGAGAUGUCUGCUUCUCUCAAGUUUUCCGAGAUCGUGACGGUAUGAGAGGGAUUGUGGACUAUACCAACUAUGAUGAUAUGAGAUACGCGAUAAAGAAACUUGAUGACUCUCUGUUUCGCAAUCAAUUCUCUCGAGCAUAUAUUAGGGUGGACAAGUAUGAUAAGAGGCAUAGCUAUUCCAGGAGUCCAAGUCCAUACAAUUCUAGAAGCAGAAGUUACUCAAGAAGUAGGAGUCCUCGACGAAGCUACAGCAGCCAGAGCGGAAGUGUAUCUCCUAGGGGUAAAUACUCUCGUCGCUCUGUGUCUAUCUCACCCUCAAGGGCUUUUUCCCCUGCGCUCUCUCUUUCAAGAUCUCUAUCAAGAUCCAGAUCUCCACUUUCACCUCCGCCUCGUUGGAGGCAUAGGAGGAGCCCGAGCAGGAGCAGGAGUCAGUCGUAUUCUCGCUCUUCGGGGCUAUCGGAAUGAGACUUCUACAGAAACAAAGGGGAGAUUGUAGCCAAAAUAAAGCAUUAUGUAUGCAGACUUGCUGGAUGUGAAGGAACUGGCUUUUAGCGCAGUGUUUACUAUAGUUUAUCUUUUGAGUUGUUGUAACAUUUAAGGAUGGAGCUUUGGAUACUAGCUAGCUAGCUGCCCGUUUUAGAAACUUGUUCUAGUUUAAUCGCCAUGCUUGCUUCUUGAACUGUUUUAAGUAAAACUUGAGGAUGUAUAUCUGUUACAUAUGACCAGUGAUUGUCACUUGUUGACUGCUACAAGUGUGUCCACCUAUUAUCAAAUGUUUUUCCUUUAA
This is a messenger RNA of Solanum lycopersicum (tomato), 2098 nucleotides long. The record is from RefSeq and is a predicted model, not a curated record. NCBI's taxonomy places the organism in Eukaryota, Viridiplantae, Streptophyta, Magnoliopsida, Solanales, Solanaceae.